GGUAUGAUACAUUACCCAGGAAAUACAAAAAGAAUUUAAAAAAUUUAUAUUUGGUUCAUAGUGGUUUUUUAUCAAAAACUCUUUUGACCAUUGUAACUCCAUUUAUAUCACCUAAAUUUUGGAAGAAGGUUGAAUAUAUAGAAAAGUUAGAAGAUUUAUUUUUAAAAUUGAAUAUAAAAGCAUCAAAAUAUUUAAAAUAUUUUCCAUAUAUUGUUCAAAGAAAUGAAGAAGUUAUGUUAGGUGGUCAACCUAUAUCUCCAUUUGGAGCUGACUUAGAAAUAUUAUGUCAAAGAUUUGGUAAAAAAUAUUUACAAUUUAAACAUAUACCAUCAAUUCUUAUAGAUUUCUUAACACAUUUGACAAAACCAGAAAUAAUUAAUACAAAAGAUUUAUUUAAUUUACAAGCAGAUGCUUCAACAUUGUAUGGUAUUAUUGGAGAUAUAGAAUAUGGAGAACCAACAACUGAUUUUAAUAAUAUCCCUUCUCUUGUUUGUUCAUUCAAACUAUUUCUAAAUACACAAAAACAUGGAUUGUUAGGAAAAGAUGCUUUUUCAAGAUUACAUUAUUUAAAAAGUACUUCAGCAUCAGAUAAAAUUAUUAAAUUGAAUUUAUCAAAAUUAUAUCAAAAAUUAACUCAAGGAAUUAAACAAUGUGUUUUAUGUCUUUUACAUUUUUUUAAAACUAUUUCUGAACAUGCUAGUGAAAAUAAUAUGACCAUAUUAACACUUAGUAAAAUAUUUGCCCCUACAUUUUUUAGAUCCAAAACUCCCAAUGCUAUAUUUACAGAAUGCAUAUCGCUAGCCAAUAAAUGCAUGCAAAUGAUAAUCCAAAACCCGGACAUAUUAAUGAAUCCGGAAAAGUACAACGAACAAAGUAGUGAAAGUAUCAGCAGUUAUGAAAGUGGUAGCGAAAAUAAUUUAAGAGAAGAUGAAAAUAAAUCUGACGUGAGCAAAUCUGAUGAUAGCAAAACUGAUGAUAGCAAAUCUGAUGAUAGCAAAUCUGAUGAUAGCAAAUCGGAUGGCAGCAAAUCGGAUGACAGCAAAACUGAUGACAGCAAAACUGAUGAGAGCAAAUCGGAUGUCAGCAAAACUGAUGAGAGCAAAAGUGAUGAAAAUAAUUCUGAAGAAUGUAAGGAUGAAAAUAACAAAAUAAAUAACCAAAGUGAUGAAGAUUCAAACGAAUCUUACACUAGUAGAGAAAGUAAUAGCAAAACAAGUUCAUUAGAACAAUCUUCUGAACAAACGUCUGAAUAUUCUUCUUCUAUUCUUUCAGAUAAAGUAAUAAAAAAGAAAAUAAGCAUAAAAAAAAGUACAUCAAAAAAGCUGUCUUUUGAUCAUUCAAUUAAAUCAGAAAAAUCGGACGAUUCCAAAAAUUCAUUUUUAAGUGACAAGACAGAUGAACAGGAUGAUUCCUAUGAAGAUUCGGAAAAAGAAGAAGAAGAAAAAAAAAAAGAAAAUUUAAAAAGGGAGCCCUCUAACGAUGACUAA
Plasmodium gaboni is the source of this 1487-nucleotide messenger RNA. RefSeq names its product putative rhoGAP GTPase. Lineage: Eukaryota; Apicomplexa; Aconoidasida; Haemosporida; Plasmodiidae. Gene Ontology annotation, cellular component: cytoplasm. The transcript has 2 exons. Gene Ontology annotation, molecular function: GTPase activator activity. The annotation marks the transcript as partial. Gene Ontology annotation, biological process: small GTPase-mediated signal transduction. The record is from RefSeq and is a predicted model, not a curated record.